Molecule: messenger RNA, 669 nt
Organism: Aureococcus anophagefferens
Lineage: Eukaryota; Pelagophyceae; Pelagomonadales; Pelagomonadaceae
Exons: 1
Coding region: 1-669 (222 amino acids)
Source: RefSeq, a predicted model, not a curated record
AUGGCGCGACGCGUCCUCGCGGUCCUCCUCGGCGCCGCCGCGGCGCGCGCCGUGACGCUGCACGGGUCCAUGGGGUCGCGGUCGCCGCUCUGCAACUGGUACCUCGAGGAGCGCCAGAUCCCCUACACCAUGGUCGCGCCGCGGCCGUCGGCGCACCCCUUCAACCAGGUGCCCUUCCUCGCCGACGACGGCGGCGUCGAGGUCUUCGAAUCGGGGGCGAUCCUGCUCUACCUCGCCGACAAGUACGACGCGGGCUGCGGCACGCCCGAGGACCGCGCGAAGCACGCCAAGUGGGUCGUCUGGGCCAACGCGGCGCUGGACCCCAUCUGCUUCGUGGAGAACGACCGGGGCCAGGUCGUCGGCACGAAGCUCGACCAGCCCGGCCGCGCGGUCAACGUCCUCGACGAGCUCCUCGCGAGCUCCGAGUACCUCGUCGACGGCGCCUUCUCCGUGAGCGACGUCGCCGUCGCGUCCUACCUCAACUACGUGCCCCUCUUCUUCCCCUCCGUGAACCUCGGCAACACGCCCAACGUCUGCCGCUACAUGAAGCGCUGCGCGGAGCGGCCCGCGUUCGCGGCGGCCUUCGGCGACGCGCACUCCGCCGCGGUCCUCAAGGCCGUCGACCGCGCGGCCCAGGGCGGGGACAAGAAGCUCUUCGGCAUCUUCUAA